GCUCCGCAGGCCUUAAAAUGGCGGCAGCGGCGUGUAGUGCGGUGUGUGGAGCCAUGGCAGGAGCUCGGGGUUGCGUAGUGCUGCUGGCCGCGGCCCUAAUGCUCGUCGGCGCUGUCCUGGGCAGCGAGGACCGCUCCCGGCUCCUGGGGGCUCCAGUGCCUGUAGAUGAGAACGACGAGGGCUUGCAGCGGGCCCUGCAGUUCGCCAUGGCCGAGUACAACAGGGCCAGCAACGAUAAGUACUCCAGCCGGGUGGUGCGGGUCAUCAGCGCCAAGCGGCAGGUGGGUGCGGGGCCGGCGGCUGGGGACGGCCUGCUGCUCACGGCCUGCCUCUGUGUGUGUGGAGCGCUGCAGGAGUGGGGAUUUCUGAGGUUAAUUCAGGCUGUUCUGCUGCAGAAGCUCGUGUCUGGAAUCAAGUACAUCCUGCAGGUUGAGAUUGGUCGGACAACUUGCCCCAAGUCAUCAGGUGAUCUCCAGAGCUGCGAAUUCCACGAUGAGCCAGAGAUGGCUAAGUAUACCACAUGCACCUUUGUAGUGUACAGUAUUCCUUGGCUAAACCAAAUUAAACUGCUGGAAAGCAAGUGCCAGUAAGCCUCUCUUGGCUCCAGCAGUGACCAGCAACCAGUUACUUGGAGGAAAAAAGAAGCAAUAACAUGAAUUGAGAUGGAUUGUAUCGCUGCCUGUUAACUCAUACUUCUGUACGCUUGUGCUAUGCAAGUAAAACUAUGUAAUCUUACUAUAGAGCACAGUACGAUCUCGACUUUAUUUUUCCUCUUUGUAGUUAUAUUUUUGGAGUAGCUGUUUGUCUUCUCGCAGCUUUCCCAAUAAAGCAACUCCAGUGUCAGAAUUGAAGAUGAAGUUGGUGUCCCUAUGAAGUGACUACUGUAAACAUUAAAACUCAAUUCAUCAUU
Gallus gallus (chicken) is the source of this 910-nucleotide messenger RNA. RefSeq names its product cystatin C (gene CST3). The transcript is spliced from 3 exons. NCBI's taxonomy places the organism in Eukaryota, Metazoa, Chordata, Aves, Galliformes, Phasianidae. The record is from RefSeq and is a predicted model, not a curated record. Gene Ontology annotation, molecular function: cysteine-type endopeptidase inhibitor activity. The coding region runs from base 18 to 590 and encodes 190 amino acids.